This is a messenger RNA of Condylura cristata (star-nosed mole), 693 nucleotides long. RefSeq names its product transmembrane 4 L six family member 20 (gene TM4SF20). Lineage: Eukaryota; Metazoa; Chordata; Mammalia; Eulipotyphla; Talpidae. Bases 1 to 693 code for a protein of 230 amino acids. The transcript has 4 exons. Gene Ontology annotation, cellular component: membrane. The record is from RefSeq and is a predicted model, not a curated record.
AUGACCUGCUGCGAAGGCUGGACGUCCUGCAACGGGAUCUGCCUGCUGAUCCUGCUGCUGCUGGGCGUCAUCCUCAAUGUCAUCCCUCUGGCUGUCAAGUUCGUCGAUGGUGACAACGAUGAUGACCUUUCUAAAAACCCCAUCUCUUGCUUUGAGUGGUGGUUUCCAGGAAUUAUAGGCGCUGGUGUGAUGGCCAUUCCUGCCACCACGAUGUCCUUGGCAGCAAGAAAAAGAGGUUGCUGCAAUAACAGAGUUGGGAUGUUUCUUUCAUCAAUUUUGAACGUGGUCACCAUCCUCGGUGCGGUGUACUGCAUGUGGGUUUCUCUCUGUGCGCUCUCAGAAGGCCCUCUCAUUUGUAACUCUCAAGUCAACAGGACUACCAGUUGCGAAUUUUCAUUCAAAAAAUUAAAUGAGUUUGACCCAGAAUCCUUCAGUUUAGAGUGGUUCUUAAGAGGAUCGUGCACAUCUCCCAUUGGUCCCAAUAACCACACCAACAUCACAGGCGGUCUCUGGGAUAAGGACAAGUGGGACUUCGAUUCUGAAGAAAAACAAGAGCGGGUCAUCCAUCUCUCCGUGUUUUUAGGUCUCCUGCUUGUGGGCAUCCUGGAGCUCCUGUUUGGGCUCAGUCAGAUAGCCAUCGGCUUCCUAGGCUGUCUGUGUGGGGUCUCUAGGCGAAGAGAACGGUAUGUGUAG